CAGGAAUUCGCUCCUGAGUUCUCAUUAGAGUCGAAACGUAAUUUUGUUGCCGUCGCGAUAAAUACAACACUCAUCCGUGUGACCGAGCUUCAUCCUGGACCAUGUCUUCUUCUAACCUGAGCCUGACGGACAUGAGGAGGAGCGUGGAGCAGCUGAAACUGCAAGCCAGUGUAGAGAGAAUAAAGGUGUCUCAGGCUGCAGCUGACUUACAGCAGUACUGUCUUCAGAAUGCCGCCAAGGACGCCCUCCUGGUCGGCGUGCCAACGGGCAGCAACCCUUUCCGAGAGCCACGUUCAUGUUCCAUCUUCUAAACGCAAGAUAUCGCGUUGCCGGAUUCCUGGAUAUUCGUUACAGAGGAAAAAGAUGCAGCAUGGACUUUUUAUCCUUUUCGAAAUCAACAUUGUCUAUUUAUUGUGUAACUUGAUCAGCGAAUGUCGUAACAUUUUGAUGGUUUUUGCUACGCACUUUAUUGGUGACCAUGACAACAUGCGGUAGGAUCAUAAGACGGUCGAUAAUCGUGCCGAAUCCGAAUGGGCAAAAAAACCAAAACAAAACAAAAAAUGUUUUACUGAGUGUGAAUUAAAAUGUGGAACUGUAAUUGUGUGCCUUUUGGACUUUUGUGGAAGUCCUGAGCGUGGAUAGAGGGUAGUAUGCUGUCCUGGUGCCUUAUAAUACAAAACCUCUUCAUUUGACAAUAUGAUUCUCAUAUAUGCACUAAUCUGGGAAUUUCAUAGGAAUAAACCGUAUAGCUGAAAUGUGAUGGUUUUCCAAUAAAGAUAAAUUGUCUUUCCUA
Molecule: messenger RNA, 793 nt
Organism: Silurus meridionalis
Lineage: Eukaryota; Metazoa; Chordata; Actinopteri; Siluriformes; Siluridae
Gene: gng10
Product: guanine nucleotide binding protein (G protein), gamma 10
Exons: 3
Coding region: 102-311 (69 amino acids)
Biological process (GO): G protein-coupled receptor signaling pathway
Cellular component (GO): heterotrimeric G-protein complex
Molecular function (GO): G-protein beta-subunit binding
Source: RefSeq, a predicted model, not a curated record